UUUUAGGGUUUCAAGUUCCAGAUCUGUUGUUAUAGUAUCAGAGCCUGGGAAACCCUAGGCGCUGCCAAUGGCACAUGAACCAGAUGCAGCAGCUGCACCUCCACCACCACCACUUACUUACCAGAUGGAAGAUCCUUACUUCCUUCAUGGUUCAGAGAAACCUGGCUCUCUCCUGGUUGCUGAUCGUCUUUCCACUACCAACUACAAUGAUUGGAGCCGCGCAAUGUACAACGCUCUAGCUGCAAAAAACAAACUGGGGUUCAUCAAUGGAACCAUACCAGAAUCACCAGACACAGAUCCAAAGCAUGGUGCUUGGGUCCGCAACAAUGUGAUGAUACUUAGCUGGAUUCAGCAAUCUGUUCAAGGUGAAAUCAGGAAGACAAUCCUCUCCAGCAAGUCUGCUUAUGAAGCUUGGCAUAGUCUACAAACAAGAUAUGGUUCUGGUGACAUCAUCAGGGUUGCAGAAAUCGAAGAAGCUCUUGCUACCCUGAAACAAGGUAACCAAACCAUUACUUAGUAUUAUGGUAGAGUAAUCACACUUAGGGAUGAACUGGAUAACUACCAACCACUUCUCCCCUGUGAUUGUACCCCUACUAGUCACAUUGACUGUCGAGCCAUGAAGAGGGUGCUAGAAUACCAUGACACUAGCUAUGUCAUUAAGUUCCUUAGAGGUCUCAAUGAAAAUUUUUCUGGGGUUCGUUCUCAAGUUCUGUUUGGGGAGGAACUACCAACUAUCAACCGAGUUUUUCAAAGAUUACUUCAGCAUGAGAGACAGCUCUAUGGUACUCAAACUGGCAAAAUGAUAGCCUCAGUCACCACAUAUCCAUCUAUUCUUGCUUUACAAGCACCCAACAGAAGGCCUUUUUCCACUGCCAAGAGACCAUUUUGCACAUUCUGCAAAAAAGAAGGUCACACUGAAGAUGUUUGUUACUCAAAACAUGGCUGGCCACCUGGUUACAUCCCUAGAAAUUAUGUUCCUCAACAGUCAAGGGUGAUUGAGUGCACCUUUUACAAGAAGCAAGGACAUACUAAAGACAAGUGUUUAAAAAAAACAUGGGUUUCCUCCCGAUUAUGUUCCCAGAUCUCAAUCUACACCCACUUAUGGAAGAGGAAGGGGUCAAGUCCAUAUUGCUCCAACUGUCCAUCAAGAAGAUGGAGUGAAGUUGACCAAAUCUGACUAUGAUAAGCUCAUGAGCUUGAUGAACUCACAGAAAUCUCAACCCUCUUACUCAGCUGCUUUUGUCUCCAGCAGAGGUACUAAUUCUUCCUGCCUUCUGUCAAUUCCAGUUAUGAAUGCUAGCCUUCACCAAAAUGACAGAUGGAUCCUAGAUACAGGAGCCUCUGAUCACAUUGUUUGCUCUCUUGACCACUUACACAACUAUAAACCCAUUGAGAAUGUCUACAUUACUUUACCCACUGGUGAGCAUAUUCAGGCCACACAUUCUGGCACCACAUACUUCAAUGACUCACUUACCUUAGAGGAUGUCCUCUACAUUCCUCAUUUUGCUUUCAAUCUGGUCUCUGUCAGCAAAUUAACCACCACAAAUUCACUCUCCUUAACCUUCCACUCUAACCUUUGUCUUAUACAGGAUCUGAUGCAGAGGAAAGUGAAUGGUUCUGCUAGACUACUCAAUGGACUUUACUACCUAGAAGGCUAUAGUAGACCUAAGCACAUUUCAGCAGUUAGUUCUUCAAAUUUUGAUCUCUGGCAUUUUCGUUUGGGCCAUGUCUCCCAUUCAAAAAUCCCUCACCUCAACCUUUUUUGUACCUCCAUUCAAACUCAAAGAGAUCAACCCUGUGAUGUUUGCCACUUUGCAAAGCAAAGAAGGCUUCCUUUUCCUUCCAGUCAAAGUGUAACUUUGUAUGCCUUUGAACUGCUUCAUGUUGAUAUUUGGGGUCCAAACCCUGUUCCUUCUCAUGAUGGUUACAAAUAUUUUCUCACUAUCGUUGAUGACCAUACUCGAAUGACUUGGAUCAUUCUCCUCACUCUAAAAUCAGAAGCCAGACCUAAACUGAUUGCCUUUUGCAAUCAAAUGCAAAGGCAGUUUCAAGUAAACAUUAAAAGAAUUAGAAGUGAUCAAGGGAAGGAAUUCCUAAUGGAUGAUUAUUUUCAGUCUACUGGUAUAAUUCAUGAGAAGUCUUGUGUUGAAACCCCACAACAAAAUAGCAAAGUUGAAAGGAAACAUCAACAUAUUCUCACAGUUGCUAGAGCCCUCUCUUUCCAAGCUUCUAUGCCACCUAGUUUUUGGGGAGACUGUGUCAAACAUGCUGUCUACCUCAUAAAUAGAGUGCCUUCUACCAUUAUGGACAACAAAACUCCAUUUGAACUCCUCUAUCAUAAGCCACCAGACCUAACAGACUUAAAAGUCUUUGGCAGUCUUUGCUUUGCUAGUACUCUAGGAAGUCACAGAACUAAAUUUCAACCUAGAGCUAGAAAAGGAGUCUUUCUUGGCUAUUCCCCUUGAAUCAAAGGAUUCAGAAUCU
This is a messenger RNA of Linum trigynum, 2484 nucleotides long. The record is from the annotation of a GenBank genome assembly. Lineage: Eukaryota; Viridiplantae; Streptophyta; Magnoliopsida; Malpighiales; Linaceae.